Molecule: messenger RNA, 660 nt
Organism: Babesia ovata
Lineage: Eukaryota; Apicomplexa; Aconoidasida; Piroplasmida; Babesiidae
Exons: 1
Coding region: 1-660 (219 amino acids)
Source: RefSeq, a predicted model, not a curated record
AUGCCGAUAGGGGUCUUUUAUGACGGUCAAUCGCUCUCAUCGCAUAAACGGGUAUGUAACUCUCAGAAUAGGAUGUCGUCGCUGUUUGUCUUUCUAGUCUUAUUUUUCGCCUCCAAAGCAUCCGCUGAAAACUUACGUGAAGGAGAGGUAGCUCCCGUCGAUGACACGCACAUGACGUAUGCCAGGUGGUCAGAGUUUUGUGUGAAAGCUCAAAAGGUCUUCAACGAAACACACGAUAAGGCUGCGGUGGAAGUGGAGACCGCGGGAGAUACCGCCACAAAAAACACAAUUAAAGCUGCUUAUGAAAGUUUCCAGGCGACCGUUUUGAAGAUUAAGCAGGAAUGUGAUAAAUUGGUCGCUCUUCCAAAUACUGCGGAACAACUUAAAUUCAAAGGUCAACCAAAUGAAGCAACUGAACUAGACAAAGCUUCAAGAUUCAUCGGAAGGCAAGUCAUGAGCGCUAUCAUUAGCGCACACAAUCAUUACAUCAUCUAUAAGGUCGUGUUCAAUAGUGAGAAGGAAAAACGCAAUUAUGUUGCUGCCAGCAAAGUCAUUGACAAUGCUAUUCUCAGUGUGAAGUCGUUAAGCUCAUUCGCCACGGUUAAAAGAAUCAUUCUCUCUGCACCUGCUAUAUUUGCAAUUCACUCCAUUUUGUUCUGA